Molecule: messenger RNA, 3300 nt
Organism: Linum trigynum
Lineage: Eukaryota; Viridiplantae; Streptophyta; Magnoliopsida; Malpighiales; Linaceae
Source: the annotation of a GenBank genome assembly
UCCAAUGUUUGACCGUUAACUUGGACGGUCAAACUCGUUGACUAACGGUCAACGUCAUUGCCAAAUCAGCAACUUUCAAUUAAUUUUUUUUUAUAAUUUCCACCUAUUAUAAUUUUCCUUUUAUCAUUUUUAAGAAAAAAAUGAAUCCCCUGCCCUAACCUCAUUCAUCCCACCUUCGCCGUCGUCCUCCUUCGAUCACCAACAGCAGAGACCUAGAAUCCACCGGAAAUGGCCGCCAUGCCGCCGCGAGAUCAGCAACCCCACCGCGGGAAGCUCUGGUUCGGGGACAACAUCGAGGAUGAGUGGUUCGCCAUCUUCCUCCUCUUCGAAAUUUCUCGCAACUUCCCUUAUCUCUUCAUUCCCGCCUGGGACAACGACGAUGAGUUCCUCCUCCUCGAGGCCGCCUUCCACCUCCCUUGUUGGAUAGACUCGGAGACCAACAAAUCGCGUGUUUAUCCGUUGUGUCGAUAUCCGAAUCGUCCCCAAGAAACGCCUCCCCAACCCUAGCUUACUUGAGUCAUUGAAGUUCCUCGUGAAUUUCAAAAUCGAUUAUCGAGCGGCGGAGCCAAUUCAGAAGGCAGUGAAGGACCACAUUUGGGACUAUCCAGAGAGAGCGAGGCGAAACACGCAUUGUGUUAGGGUUAGAGUUCCGGUCUCGGUGGCAGGUGCUGAUGCACGAGCCGUCGCCAUCCAUAAUCACGCUCAAUCUCUUCGACGAGAGCAGCCUGGAACUGAAACUCACCGCCGCGGCAGCAACCUCCCGAGCCUCUGCCUCCACCUCCCUCAACUACUAAAGUGUCUACACUCUGGAUAAAGUCAAAUAUGCCUUAGAGAGGGUGGGGAAGGAUCCCGUCCACGCAGCAACGGCGGCAAGGAAACGGUUCUCGGAGGGAAAGUUGUCCAUGUCCCCGUCAUACUCCUCGUCGUCGUCUUCCGUCAGGGAGCUGGCUUCGUGGGAGGAAGAAACAGAGGAAAGGGCAUAAUGAAAAAAGGAUGUUAAUAGGAAAAUAUUUUUUUUUUCAAAAUGAAAAAGGAAAAUUAUAAUAGGUGGAAAUUAUAAAAAAAAUUAAUUGAAAGUUUCUAACUUGGAAGUGAUGUGGCCUGUUGACUGUUAGUCAACGCGUUUGAUCGUCCAAGUUAACGGUCAAACAUCGAGUUUGGCCAAUUUCGUUAGACCAGUCGGUCUCACUGUCAGGCAGGCUUAUACCAUUACGCUCACGAGCAGAAUCUUAGCUUGAGCCUACCUUCGCACACCUCCGUUACUCUUUAGGAGGCAUCCGCCCCAGAUAAACUACCCACCUCGCAGUGUCCCGCCCCCCUUCCGAAUUUAAUUUUUAUGUGUAGUUUGGGCCAAGAUGUUAUAGAUCGAAAAGAUUGGUCAGGAUGUUUAUUAUGGUCAAAGUUCAGGCCAUACAAAUAUAUUAACCCUAAAAAUUAUAGGGGGUUGGCCCUCAUCUCGAUGAGUUGGAGUCCCAUCUGGUUUCUAAAAUCAGAUUUCUACUGCCACUUUGCCACGCUGUACCGAGUCCAUGAUAGAUGCCCGAAUGUUCAGCUUGGACAGCUAAGCAGGCGCCAAACUUUGAGACAAAACCUAUGAUCCAUCUUCCCUGGUUAUCCCUAAAUACACUGCCCGCUCCAACAGGACCUUGCGCUCCAUAGGCCGCUCCAUCAACAUUUAUCUUGCUUCAACCUGGAAGAGGAGGGCUCAAGCUGAUUUCUCUUGGCACGUGUUGAAUCAGAGCAGGUCUACGACCCAGGCCGCCUUUUGGUGCCAACCAAGCUUUGUACCAAAGAUUAGCUUUGAUCUUUAUAGCUUGAGUCAAUGAGGGCGGUGAAAGCAUCUUCUCUCUACCUUUAAAAAUUCCUUCAUUCCUGUUUUUCCAUAAAUUCCAAAUAGCCAUGCUGAAAAAUACAUUCCACGGCGUGUCAUCCACGGUCUUGUUAUCUUUCUGGCAGGUUUGUUGAUAGCCACUAGAUCAGAUGCAAGCUGAAGAAUUCAUGUUGUUGUUCGGCUGGAACUGUGCGAGCCCAAAAAAAAGUUGUCGGAGGCAAUCCCGGAGGAUGUGAAUCGUCGUUUCCACUUGUGAUAAACAUCUAUAGCAGAAGGGGGGAGGGAGAGAGAGAGAGAGAGAGAGGUGUCGCUGGCACGUUGCUCACUGCAGUUGAUCCUGUUAUGAACGACCAACCACUUAAAGUAGCAAACUCUCUCCAAAACUUCUAGCUUCCAAAUAGAUGUCCAAACUUGGAUCUAAUCAUUGGUGGAGGAAGGUUGCAUGAGUUGGAACACGCAUUUGGUUGAGAACCGGCCAUCUAAAGUGGGCUGUCAGAACAUUUGAUAACACCUAAAAAGGUGAUAUUUACCCUUCAUAUUUAGGUUUGUUUUAUGCUAAUUCAUGUGCAUAAUCGGAAGAAUAUCAUCGAUUGCAUCCCUAUUUAAUUCCGAUUGAUUAUGUCAUUAUUAUAGAGUACUUUAGAUGAUACAUGUGAAUUAGGUACGAAAAAGGUGCACAAGUGUAAAAAAUGGGACGAAGAUCAUGGCCGAAGGAGCCAAAAUCCCAUUCUUCGGAGCCAAGAUCCCAACCAUGAAGAGAGGGCAUGUACCAAAGCACAAGAUCGUAGCCUGCAGUGCAAAGAUCCCGGUCGUGAUCUUCUGCUUCUCACCCGUGAACUUGACCUGAAGAUCGCGACCUCAAGUUCACAGCCACGAAUUUUGGAGUCAAGGGUGUGAACUUUAGAAGAGGCCAGCUUGGGAGAAGUAGAAAGUUUAGGCCAUUGUUUUAUGGCCCACGGCUUCUGUGCCCGCGAUAAGGAUCGCGACCGUGACACCUCGGAUCGUGACUGGGAUGUUAGGCCGCGAACUUCACAUUUAACAAGGCGAAAAUGGUGACCCUCAAAGAUCGCAACCACUACUCCAAAGAUCUCGUCACGAUCUUCUGAACCUUGCCUGCGAACUUGCCCUUAAGAUCGCAGCCUCUAGAUCAUGGGCGCGAUCUUUAGCCCCUUACCGUGUCUGCAAAAUUCUACAAAUAGGGGACUCCUCUCCCUUGAGAAGAUGGCUUUUGGCAGAUUUCUUAUUCUAGAGAGGGAGAUUAGAGAGAGAAUAUGAAGGAAGUAGAAGAAGAGGAUGAGAGCUUUAGAGGAGGACUUCCAUCAAUUGAAGACCCCUUUCUUCAUGAUUUCUUCCCCUCUUUGUAUGUCUUUUCUUCCCACCUUCAUGGGGUGAUCUCCUAAGGUACUAGGGGUUUUAACCCCCAAAACCCUAGUUUUAGGACUAUUAUGUAAUGAAUGAAUAUGUUAGGA